Closterium sp. Yama58-4 is the source of this 1767-nucleotide messenger RNA. NCBI's taxonomy places the organism in Eukaryota, Viridiplantae, Streptophyta, Zygnematophyceae, Desmidiales, Closteriaceae. The record is from the annotation of a GenBank genome assembly.
AUGUUCAACGUCUUCAGGGCUAGCGUCGCAGUCAAUCAGGGUGGUCAAUUGCUAUGCCCCGCUUCCCGCGGUUCUGCUACUACAGCACCGCGCGUUGGCCAAUCAGCGCGCGGCGUCCCAGCGAAACAGAAUUCGGGGCCUAUCUGGCCUUGGGCUCCUGGUGGUUCCAGGGCGCAUCGCAAGGUCACUGACCUUCUCCUUGCCAUCAACGCAGCCGCUUUUCUCCUCCAAAUCCUCUCCAACAACCGCCUUCUCUUGCUCGGCGCGAAAGUCAACUCGCUUAUCCGCCAGGGCCAAUACUACCGGCUAUUCUCAUCCGCGUUGCUUCAUGCGGAUCUUCAGCAUCUUGUAGUGAAUUCCCUUUCACUGAAUACGAUUGGUCCUGAUGCUGAGUCGCUGCUUGGUGGCCGGCGCAUGGCUGGCAUCUAUGUGGUGUCAGCGCUCGCCAGCUCAGCGCUGAGCCUCGUGCUCAACCCUUCGCCCUCUGUAGGUGCAUCUGGAGCAAUUUUCGGGCUCGUCGGGGCUUUGGGGGUGUUCUUUCUGAGGCACAAGAAGCAGCUGAGCUUGAGGGGUUCAGCAUAUUUGCGCGGCUUAGGCAGUACAGUCAUGUUGAACCUGGUUCUGGGAGUUCUUUGGAGGAACAUUGAUAACUCAGGGCACCUUGGGGGCCUACUUGGCGGUGCAGCAGCGGCAUGGCUGGUUGGGCCGAGGAUUAUUUCAGCUGGGUUUCCCCCUAAGCUGUAUGAUUACCCUCCAAUUGCAGAGCUUCUAUCAACACUAACAACUUUCGCGCUCGCGAUUAUUCUGCUGAGUUCCGAAGCCGCUGCUGAUGGCACACGGAGUAAUAAGGGCAUGUAUGAGAAGGUUCUGGAACCCACCCUAGACACGGUCCACAUGGAAGACCUGCCCGGAUUCACUCGCAGCGUGGUGGCGAGGGACCAUGCGCUGAUCACACCAGAAAGCCGAGUCUUCAGCCCGCUACCCGGAUGGGAAAACACUCUCUCUGCACAUCUGGUGACUCCUGCCAUUGGCGCACACUUCAGCAUGUCCCUGCUUCGACUCUCAGACAAUGCCUCUUCCGCCCUUCCGGUUGCUGGAGUGGAAAGGUUUGUGUUUGUGGUAUCAGGGCAAGUCAGCUUUGCUCAGUACGGGGCUCCAGGAGGAGAGGCUACUGAGGGAGGGGUGGCCAAUGAGUGCUUGACAGCUGGCGAUGCUGGAACUACCUGCUCAAGCUCUAUUGAUUGGCAGGAGGAGCUUACGGCGGACUCCUAUGUGUAUCUGCCACCAAAUACGCCCCACUCCUUGGCCUCUGCGUCUGGAGCUACACUCGUGCUCAUUGAACGCAGGUACUGCCCUAUCUCGGGCCUUGCUACAGUCUCAGGGGUGGAGAGCGGUUCAGAGGGGUUGGCGGUGGUGGUGGGGCAGACGCACAAGCAACCCAUUCUGCCAGUCCCUGGGGAGGUCUUUGCUCUUCGCAAGCUGCUUCCCACCACCAUUGCCUAUGACUUUAAUAUUCAUAUCAUGGACUUUGAGCCGGGGGAGUUCCUUAAUGUGAAGGAGGUGCAUUACAAUCAGCACGGACUGCUGCUGCUGGAAGGGCGAGGAAUAUACCGCUUGGCUGAUAGCUGGUAUCCUGUCCAAGCAGGUGACGCCAUUUGGAUGGCCCCUUUUGUUCCCCAAUGGUAUGCAGCACUGGGCAAGACUCGGUCAAGGUAUCUCCUUUACAAGGAUGUCAACCGCGACCCGCUGCUCCAUCUGUCUUGUUGA